This is a messenger RNA of Tachysurus vachellii, 3026 nucleotides long. It is a transcript of the gene jade3, whose product is annotated as jade family PHD finger 3. Gene Ontology annotation, biological process: regulation of transcription by RNA polymerase II. The record is from RefSeq and is a predicted model, not a curated record. Gene Ontology annotation, cellular component: histone acetyltransferase complex. The transcript is spliced from 12 exons. Lineage: Eukaryota; Metazoa; Chordata; Actinopteri; Siluriformes; Bagridae. The coding region runs from base 309 to 2666 and encodes 785 amino acids.
GGCCAGCCUGGCCAUGGAAGAGGCGGAGUUUAGGACCCUGCGGCCCGGCCUGUACAAUAGGACUGUUGUGUGGCGGUGGAAAGAAGGCUGCAGAUUUUCCUCGUAUUGACACUGUGUAACUGAACACAUCUGUAAUUAUACACAUUUAUUCACACAAUUGUGGACUCCAUAGGCGAGGAGAAGUACCGUGAGGUGUGAGUGAGUUACUCGGAGCUGGAUUGUGUGUAAGGAUGAGAUUUGGAUGCCGGACGCAGGCUGAGAGACGACGUUAGCUCGCACGAAGGCUUAAACUUUAUGGAUACAUCAGGAUGAAACGACUCAGGACUUCAAGCAGUAGUGACAGUUCCGACAAUGAGAGUCCCUCCACGUCCUUUUCCAAGAAUAACUAUGGCAGUAAACCGGGGACUCCAGCCUCGGCUCAGAAGAAGCCAGCAGAGGUGUUCAGAAAAGACUUGAUCAGUGCGAUGAAGCUGCCGGACUCUCACCACAUCUCCCCUGAUGAUUAUUACCUGCUGGCUGAUACGUGGAGGCAGGAGUGGGAGAAAGGAGUGCAGGUCCUGGCCAGUCCUGAUACCAUUCCCCAACCAUCUGUCAGGAUCAUGGCAGAGAGGCCAAAGGAGAUUCUGUUCUCCAGGCCGAGGAAAAACAUCCAGUGCUGGAGUCAGGACUGCACAGAGAUGGGCUACGUCAACAUUAAGGAGCUGGCUGAAGCCAUGUGCAGGUACGACCUGGAUGACACAGACCUGUACUGGCUACAACACCUCAACAUGGAGCUGCUGCACAUGGGAGAAGGGACGGUGGACGAGUUGACCAUGGAGAGAACAAUCGAGGCUCUUGAAAGAAAGUGCCACGACAACAUGAACCACGCUAUUGAGACAGAGGAAGGGCUGGGCAUCGAGUACGAUGAGGACGUCAUCUGUGAUGUGUGUCGAUCACCCGACAGCGAGGAAGGAAACGACAUGGUCUUCUGUGACAAGUGCAAUAUUUGUGUUCAUCAGGCUUGUUACGGCAUAGUGAAAGUUCCAGACGGAAACUGGCUGUGCAGGACCUGUGUCCUCGGCAUCAACCCGCAGUGUAUACUGUGUCCCAACAAAGGAGGAGCGAUGAAGGCCACACGAGCGGGAACGAAGUGGGCUCACGUCAGUUGUGCUCUCUGGAUACCUGAGGUGAGCAUCGCAUGUCCAGAGAGGAUGGAGCCCAUCACUAAACUGUCUCACAUUCCACCCAGUCGCUGGUCUCUUAUAUGCAGCCUCUGCAAGAUCAAAACCGGAGCCUGCAUCCAGUGUUCAGUGAAGAAUUGCACCAUCCCUUUCCACGUCACAUGUGCCUUCGAGCAUAACCUGGAGAUGAAGACCAUCCUUGACGAAGGUGAUGAGGUGAAGUUUAAAUCUUAUUGCCUGAAGCACAGCAAGCCCAAAGCGUCCGAGCCCGGUCUGAGCCCGGCCCGACACAAACCCCCGACAGAGACAGAGAAGGUGGGGCUCAGGGCGCAGAAGCUCCAAGAGCUGGAGGAGGAGUUCUACAAGCUGGUGCAGCCGGACGAGGUGGCGCAGGAGCUGGGGCUGCCUCUCCACCUGCUCGACUUCAUCUACCAGUACUGGAAGCUAAAAAGAAAGAGCAGUUUUAAUAAAGCCCUUUUGCCACCUAAAGAGGAGGAGGAGAACCUGCUGAGGCAGCCGCAGGAGGACAGCAUACACACACGCAUGCGCAUGUUCAUGCACCUCCGCCAAGACCUGGAGAGGGUGAGAAAUCUGUGCUACAUGGUGAGUCGGAGAGAGAAGCUGAAACUGUCUCAGAGUAAAGUCCAGGAGCAGAUCUUCAACCUUCACGUCAAACUCAUGAAUCAAGAACAAGCUGCAGAGCUACCAGUGUCGUCCAACAUGGAGAACCUGAUCUUCCCGUCUCCUCCCAGGAUAACCAUCAAACUGAAAAUCAAAAGCAAAACCAGCACCAAGUCGGGAAACGGGCCGCUGUGUCCGGAUAACAGCAGCAACGUGUAUGACGUGAGUGGGGCCGGGAUGGGGCAGGGCAAACCUCCGCUCCAGCACAGCCGAGCACCCAGGGACGAGAGAACCAACGGCAUCGUCCCCAUCACCAAGCCGACAGGGAAGCCUCUGGCACUGCACGCCGCCCUGCACGCCCACGCGACCAAGCCCGAGCAGGACCGACCGCACCAGCAUUCGCUCAAACCCAAAGGCAUCAUGGAGAAGCCCACAGUUCAGAGAAAUGUCUCGUGCCUCACGACUCCACCUGAACCGGGAUCGUGUGACAAGCAUUCUGGGAAAGGUCAGCCCGGCGCGUUACAUAAAUCCACCAUGGAGCACUUCAGCAGAACCCUGAAAGAAGCCACCGUCAGCCUGGUACGAACUACUGCGGAUCUCUGGAGCGCGAACAAGAACCACCAGAAAAACAAAGAGCGGACAAACUGUGGAAAAGCCCCGAGCACCGAGCGAGCACCAAAGAGCGUCAGAGGGUACCAAGAAAGCGAUGGGUACUGCCCCGACCUCGAGCUCAGCGACUCAGAACCUGAAGCCAAAGGCAGGCGACAGAGAGAGAGAGAACGAGUGGGGAGAGGGCUGAGCGAGAGGAGUCCGGCUGCUGGUUAUGGGCGUGGAGGAGCUCGAGGAAACGUUGCUGUAGGUUCCAGGACUUCGGUGCAAAGGUGACGAGCCGGCGCAUGCACAAAAAAUUCUCCUGCCAACUGAUGUAGGUCUGCUGAGGUAAAGCACUGUCGCGUCCCACAGGGGGGACGAUCUCCAGUCACGCCGGCCGACAGCCUGGAAAAAGCGGCGCAGCAGAUUUUAGAAAGUGGUCUUUUUAUUGUAUUUGAGCUGCCUUAUAAACUACACUGGUGAGAGACCACGCUGUCUGAGUCUCAGGCGGUGUAGCAGUGUUUCUGUAUAUACUGGCUAAAAAAAAGGUUUUGUAGGUUGUGUAUAUAUUAGCUUGUGUGUCAGGAGCGAUGUUGAUUUACAAAUCCUUCAAACAUUCUUAUGGUUAUGCAAAUAAAUAAAAGCAUAAGACUG